AUGGAUAUUCCACCCGAUUUAUUACAAGAAAUAUUCAUCAGGCUUCCAUGCAAAGACGUCGUCGUUUCCAAGUGCGUUUGUCGAUCAUGGUACAAUCUCCUCUCUCACCCACAUUUCACCGCCAAUUACACAAUUAAUUCGCCGUUCACCGCCGUCUUCUCCGAUCAUCUUAACCCCAAAUCAUUUUCAUUGCUUCAAUUAGGUCAAAAUGGAGGGUUGAUUCCAACACCCAUCAACCCUAAAUUACCCGGUUACCCUGCCGAAAAAUUAGAUUCAAAUAACUCCGAUUUGCAAUUCAUCGGCACUCGAAACGGCUUGCUAUUCCUGUUGUUGCGUAUUCGUUCCCGUAAUCGUACAAUCGAAAAGAUUUACUUUUUCGACCCGAUUUUCGACGAAUGCGUCGAAAUCGUGGAGAACAAAGUAGCGGGUGCCGAAUUCGGGUACGAGUACACGAUCGGCUACGUUCCCGAAAUCGAAACGUACAAGAUCCUGAGAUUUGUUUACGAUGAUAACCAACAAGUUUUACGAGCGAAGAUUUUAAGCGUCGGGGUCGAUCAUGAUUGGAGAAUCUUGGAAGAUCCAUUCACUUUGUUGUUCCCUUUGUCGAACGGAAUCUCGUUCAAGGGCUUCCACCAUUGGGUUUCGACAAACCCUAAUCUUGAUUGGAUAUGUACAUUUGGUUUGUUGGAUGAGAAAUGCAGCGGGAUUCCGAAGCCUCGUGAAUUGAAGCAACUUUCGCACGAGAAGAUGAAUUUGAGGGUAUUGAACAACGAUCGUUUUUCUCUAAUCGAUGUUUCGGUUUGGGGUGAAAUUACUAUAUGGACAAUGGAAGAGUAUGGAGUUGCGGAUUCUUGGUCGAAAAACGUGAUAUCGUGUUUUUCGAUUAAUGGGUUUCCGUGGGAGUUGAGGCGUAGCGAUUAUCAUAUAAUCACGGCUUUCCCGAAUGAAGACAUUCUACUUUCUCAAAAGGGCGGCACGACAUUCUUUUAUAUCAGUAGUGAGAGAAAGCAGUCGACUAAAGUUGAGAUUCCCGACAAAAGUAGCUCAAUGACGAACGCAACUGCAUUUGUGCCGAGAUUUUAUCGAAUCAAAGAGGAUAGCACAAGUGGAGUGCUGCACCGUACGAGAAACCGGAACGUGUUGUCGAGUAGAGUAGAUGUAUCUACUCUUCCAUCAAGGCUUAAGUUGUCUUUCAAGAGGCUUCUUGGUUUUGUUUAA
This is a messenger RNA of Erythranthe guttata (spotted monkey flower), 1218 nucleotides long. RefSeq names its product F-box only protein 8. Lineage: Eukaryota; Viridiplantae; Streptophyta; Magnoliopsida; Lamiales; Phrymaceae. The record is from RefSeq and is a predicted model, not a curated record. Gene Ontology annotation, molecular function: protein binding.